GGCAUGCUCGUUGCUCACAAUUGCGCGUUGUUGGGCGAGGGGAAAAGUCGCAGAAGAAAUUUUAUACCACACGAACGGAAUUUCCGUGGCCAAAUAACAACAAACAGCCAGCAGUUCCUACAAGCAGGAGUUAACCAGAGCAGAAGGAUUUACCCAGAUAAAGCCAGAACAAUUCCGCUGCAAUCCAGAGCCUCCAGUUCCACUGGGUAGCUGAUUUCAGCUGGAGGUGGCGGUGGGUGGUGCUCUUAUCGGCCUGCAAUUUCUUCCAUGCCCGCUGCGAUAACAGCCAGGCGGAUCUGCCUGUCCAGCCGAUAUUCCAUCUUUCAGUGCAACACCAUGGGCUGCAUCACCAGCAGCAGCAAGUUAAACGAGCUGCGCGGUCAUGAGAAUGUGUUUCGAGUGCGAGUGGCUCACCUGCAACCCACUCCGGGUACUCCCAUCAUCCGGAGUGGCUACCUGGAGCUAACGCCCCGGGAACUGAUAUUCCAGACGCCUGGCUGUGAGCCCAUUGUCUGGGCACUGCAACACCUUCGACGAUACGGCCUGAAUAACGAUCUCUUCUCCUUCGAGGCAGGACGCAGGUGCAUGUCUGGACCAGGGAUCUACACCUUUCGAGUCCACAAUGCCGAGCAGCUGUAUCCGAUGUUCCAGCGCUACAUCAACGCGGUGAAUACAGAUGCAUUUGUGCAGGGCGAACGAGAAAGAGUUAAUUCCGCUCAUUCGGUGUCCGUGAAUAUGGGCAGAACUGAGGGCAAUAACUACUUAGAGCCGGCUCCCUUAAUGAGCCGCCAGCUGGGCAACUUCCACAGUGAGCCCUCGAGCACCAGUGCUUCGUAUCCGCUGCAGGCCAAUGACUCGCAAGUCGAAGACUCUCCGCCCAAUUUGCAAUCACCAGUCCUAAUACCCAGUGCCUAUUUGGAUCAGCCAUUGCGGGCUUUGCAGGACUGCUGUCACGAAGGCACCGCUACGGAUUUGCUGUCCACCCCGCCCGGCAAUAGAUUGACAACACGAAGGCGCACAAUGGACUUGCCUCCCCUGGAAUCUGCCCCAGCACCAGCUCCACUUCUGAGUCCCAACGAUGCUGUGCACAUGUACGCCAAUGUGGAAGCUCUGAUCUUCGAUCUAAGCAAUGAGCGCUGCUAUGAGAACGUAAACCGCUUGGAGCUGCCACUGCUGCCGAGAGAACCCAUUUCCACUCAGGAGCCGGCCACGCCCACCAGUUUGGCGGGUAGCUGCGGAGUAAACUAUAUUGUGCUUGAUCUUGAUCAGCCGCGAAGUCCCGUGGGGCCGGCGGGUUCACCAAAGGCGAUAAAUGGAUUUGGCAGCGGCUUAUCACUGAUUUCCACCCCAGCACCUGUCACUGCCCCAGUGACUCCUGAGGCAGGUACUACGUUGGACGUUCCACCACCACCCAUGCAGACCCAAAGCCUAAACAGCAUCUCUGCUGAUGCGGGAGAUACUCAAGCGAAGAAGGUAACAGAAUGCUCCGGGACCCAAGGCUACUCAACCAUCGACUUUAUCCGCACAUACGCGUUGAACAAGUCGUCAACUGAGCUGCCAGAAACAGUGACGCAUCGCCAGCAUUCGUCGCACGAUGCCGAGGAGCUGAGAAUCACCAGGCACAGCAAGUGCAUACGAAAGGCCUACUCCAUAAGUGAGUGAAAUGGAGGCAGCUGGAAUAGGAUUGGUGGAGACCGAGUGCACAACGAAUUUACAGAAAGCAUAAUGACACCAGAUCGCUGGCCAAAUAGACCAUAUAAGCUAAGGAUCUAACCCCACAUUUAUUUGUGCCAAAUCUGAAUACAAUUAAGAUGUAAGGAGCUCUUAAAAGCAAAAUCAGAAUCCUGUCGGUCGGGACAGUCAGGAAGUGUCUAAAUUCAGAAGUAAAGAGGACUCCAGAUCACUAAGAAAGGAUAAGCAGCCGGAUCGAAAAGAGUACAAACGUCAAAGAACAAUGGCCACACGAUUUGUUAGGGCACAAUCGUAAAAUGUUCGAUUUAAAUUUAAUAACAUUGACCACUUAUGAAGAUAGAAAUUCCAAACAUGAAUCGAACUAAAACACAUACUGUGCAACUAGAAGGUUGAGCAGAUCAACUGGAUGAUAGCUUGUUUAAAAGUAGGAAGAUAUACUACUAAAAUUAACCACACAUGGGAUCAAACAGGAUUUUAUUGAAGUGAUUGGUUGAUACAGCAUAAAAUAUUUUAGAAUUUCCAAAUGUUUAAUUAGCUUCAUAACGUUUUAAACUUUGUUGCACAGAAAUUUUCGUGAAGCUGGUACUUCUGAUUUUGAAAGGCACACUUAACAAGAAGCUAAAUAACUUUUCUACUAUUUUCAAGGGAUUUUCAAGAGAGUAUGAUAAAAAGAAAGAUAUGGAGGUUGAUAAGAACGUGUUGCACAACGAAUUUACUGCACGAGUUUGUGGUAAAGUGAAAUUUGAAGAGUGAUUUGUCCAAAGAUUUGUUUGCUUCCACCUGCGCCAAGCUAGAACGCAAACGAGUAACAAUAUUAUAACCAGGUUGUUUUUGUAGUCAGUACAGUAAACUCACACAGCCAAGAACACAUAGACAUGAAUUGCAUACGUACAUAACUUGUAUUUAAGGAUAAUAACAUAGCAUUAUCUAGUGAUUAGUUGAUUUAUGCAAUUGCCAGCGGCUGUUUAGAGCUAGUCAUUUUUGAUUUUGUGCAUAUAAAAUAGUGAGCAACACGAAAGGCUUUUAACAUUAAAAUUGUAAAUGGUAGAUACUUAAGAGUAGCUCAUAAGCACCAAAAAAUACAUCACCGACGUACACGUACGUUUGUUGUUGGCCAAGGCUUUGAAAUUGUAUUUUGUUGCCAAAAAAGAAAAAACAAUGGUAGAAAGCAUCGCGUUGCAUUGUCCGCUGUGAGUUUAUAAUUUUUUACAUAUAUAUCGCUGAAUUGUUAUUCAAUUUGUUAGGAGUUAUAUACACUGAUUGCCACAAGAAGCAUUCAAAUUGAUGUUCUUGCAGCUGCAUUCAUUUACAUACUUAAGAUCGCUGCUUAGUCGGCGGCAUAAA
Molecule: messenger RNA, 3036 nt
Organism: Drosophila teissieri
Lineage: Eukaryota; Metazoa; Arthropoda; Insecta; Diptera; Drosophilidae
Exons: 2
Coding region: 268-1662 (464 amino acids)
Biological process (GO): cell surface receptor protein tyrosine kinase signaling pathway
Cellular component (GO): cytoplasm
Source: RefSeq, a predicted model, not a curated record